Drosophila biarmipes is the source of this 778-nucleotide messenger RNA. RefSeq lists its product as uncharacterized. The coding region runs from base 50 to 598 and encodes 182 amino acids. NCBI's taxonomy places the organism in Eukaryota, Metazoa, Arthropoda, Insecta, Diptera, Drosophilidae. The record is from RefSeq and is a predicted model, not a curated record. The transcript has a single exon.
CCAGCUCUAGUUUUCAGCACCGAAGACCAGCAAAUCCUCAAGAGAAACCAUGACCAAGCUCAGCCUGUGCCUCCUGCUCGUCGUCCUGGCGGUCGCCGCCACCCAGGCGGACGAUGACCGGCGCCCCUGCCUCGGCCGGUGCACGGGCCUCUCCUCCGGGAAGAGCGUGUGCAUCCGCAACAAGGUGACCAACGUGUGCACCCGCCUGCCGGCCUGCCGCCUGAGGGAGAAGAACUGCCGCCGCCGGGACAGUGGCCUGGAGCCCAUCCGGGAGACCUGCAUCACCCGCUGCCGCAACAUCCCCGGCACCAGCGGCGUGGGCCAGUGCGCCUCCAAGCUGCGUCAGAGGCCCCUGAGCCAGGGCAAGCGCACCCGGGAGUGCCAGAGGAGGCCGUGCCUCGACGACAAGCAGGCCAGCUGCUGGAGGGACCAGCAGGGCGCCUGCAUCCUGCAGACCCGCUGCGAGGCCCAGCGGAGGAACUGCGUCCGCGACCAGCUCAACCAGUGGGUCCGGGCCAGCCAGUGGAGCUGCCAGGGCAACGUCGUGGGAGGAGGCAUCCGCCGCUGCCGCAAGAGGCCCAUCAUCAUCAAGGACUGAGGUUGCCCCGUGAGGAGCACCCCCUCUGCGGACCCCCAAUGGAAUCCCGGCGUCGACCCCUGCUUAGCCUUAGUUUUUUUUACCCCCUCCCUCUGCCUUAGGUGGACCCACACAAAUAUGGACUUUCUUAAAGCCUUGAUGUGAACUUGUUUCCGCCUGAAUAAAAUCGUAAUAACCAUA